AUGAGCUCAGUCUCCAGCCCUGCCGCCGACCAUUCUGUCGACCUCCCUGCCGAUCAGCCACACCUCUCCCAGGCUUCCGGUACUCCGCCCCCCUUGGCUCUGGCUGCUGGAACGGAAAGCAGCGAUAAUGUCACGAUACUUAAAGAGAACGUCAGGCCGGUCGAUGGGAAGGCUGUAGAUAAAAAGACAGUGUAUUCGGGGCCGAAUACUGGGUCGAUACAGGAGGAACUAGACGACUUUGGGCUGCCAAUCCGCGUACGUCCUAAGAGAGUGUCCUCAGACAGCGAGGAGACAUUUCAGGAUGUCGCUGAACUACCCGGGGGUACAGAUGAUGAUGGUGAUUUGGGCAGACGUGGAGGUCAACAAGCUACGCCAGAGGAGUUGGCUACGAGUGAUCGGGUAGGGGAAAAAUCCCAGGUAGCGGAAAAGGAAGUGAAUGAGGUUCCAUCGUUGCAGUCUAUGACAUCUACGUCGCCUAAUCAUGAGCCCCCCGUUCAAGAGCCAGCGGAGGCUUCCACAGCUAGCGAAAAGCGUGCUCUUUCCGACCACCCGUCCCAUCUUCCGGAAGAUGAACCGCCGCCGCCGUACACGGAGAACCCAGCUCAGGAAUUACCCGAGGCUAGUACCGAACGUACCUCUAUACAGAAGAAACGUGCAUCUGUGAAGCCAUCCGAGUGGUCACAUCAGCAUCUGUAUGGGGCCGGGGAUGCGGAAGAUGAAAGCGAAGAAGAAGAGGACGAUGGGGGCUGGAAAGAUAUGCCUGCCGUGGGCGAAUUCGAUGUAUAUGAUGACUAUGGCCGGCUUGUUGCCCGUGGCACGAAGCCGGAGGACAGCGAAGCAGUGUACAGCGGCCUUGGAGGUGCAGGAAAGGGAUACACUCGAGUACAGCUGGACGAAGAUGCUCAAUCAGCGACUAGUUUGGAUGAAGAUACGAGCUAUCUCUUCAAAGAAUCUGCCGCCAAUGCCGCUGGUAUGGAAGAGGAGCUGCGUGACCCUGUUAGCCAAUUGCAAGCCACGAAAGACCUUCUUACUGAGAGCCAGAGGAUAGCAUAUGUCGGGGUAACUAGGCUGACUAUACAUCAAAUGACUUUGGACGUGGAGAAGAUCCCACCGAUUAAGGGCACGCGCAAGGCAAGACAAGCUGGCGUCGACUCGAUGCGGAAGUGGGGUCAAGCAAUGAUGGCCAGGCUCUAUUCCCACAUGGACAUUGACACCGCGGAGCAGGUGAUGAUCGAGCAGUUGGCAGGACAUGGCGUGCAACCGGCCGACCUUGUCCGGCCGCUCAUGAGCAACGCUCGUGUCACGAAUCCUCUGGCAGAAGAACCCGAAACGCCCAAGAAAACCAUGUCCUUGCCCACCUCGCCCAGGCCGAGGGAGGACUACCGAAGCAGCAUAUCUACCGAGGUCGACAGAUCCUCGAGGUCAACAUCCCCACCGCCUUAUGAAACCCACGAGGGAGAAGAUCUGCCAGAGGUCCGAACCCCAUCUCAGCUGCCCACGUCAGCGAAGAUCGACAUUGAUCUCCGAUGGACAGUGCUCUGCGAUCUGUUCCUCGUUCUCAUUGCAGAUUCGGCCUAUGAUGCGCGGUCGCGGACAUUGCUCGAAAGGGUUGGUGCGUCGAUGGAAGUGUCAUGGCUGCAAAUUGCCCGCUUCGAAAAGCGCGUCAUAGAUGCCCUCGAGAUGCAGGAAGCCGCAGAAAAGGAGACGUGGGAUGAAUCGGAGCAUAUGGAGAAGCGACGAAAGAUGGCCCUCAAACGGAAGUAUAUGGUCAUGGGCUUGGCCACCGUUGGUGGUGGUCUAGUGAUUGGCCUCUCUGCCGGGUUGUUGGCCCCAGUCAUCGGCGCUGGCAUAGCAGCUGGAUUCACGACAGUCGGCAUUACAGGGACGAGCGCAUUUCUGGGCGGUGCUGGAGGUACAGCGCUGAUUGCCUCCGGUGCUACCUUGACUGGAGGCACCAUCGGGUUGCGUGCGUCACAGAAACGUACGGGACCUGUUCAGACCUUCGAAUACCGCCCCUUGCACAACAAUAAGAGGGUUAAUCUUAUUAUCACCGUGGCUGGUUGGAUGACGGGUAAGGUAGAUGACGUCCGAUUGCCGUUCAGUACGGUCGAUCCCAUUAUGGGCGAUCUAUACUCGGUCUUGUGGGAACCCGAGAUGCUCCGGAGUAUGGGUGAUACCAUCAAUAUUCUCGCUACGGAGGCCUUGACUCAGGGAUUGCAACAGGUUCUGGGGCAAACCGUCCUGGUUGCUUUGAUGGCAUCUCUACAACUACCUCUUGUUCUGACCAAGCUGUCCUAUCUGAUCGACAACCCUUGGAACGUGUCGCUUACCCGCGCCAACGCAGCCGGACUUAUUCUGGCCGACUCGCUGAGAGACCGCAAUCUCGGGAAGAGGCCUGUAACCCUUCUCGGAUACUCGCUGGGCUCCCGGGUCAUCUUUUCUUGCCUCAAAGAGCUUGCCGACAGGGGUGCUCAUGGGCUAAUUCAGAACGUGUAUAUGUUUGGGUCACCGAUCGUGGCCAACAGGGAAGAGUACUUGAAAGCCCGCAGUGUGGUGUCCGGUCGAUUCGUCAAUGGAUACGCCUCGAAUGAUUGGAUCCUCGGGUACCUGUUCCGCGCCACGAGUGGUGGUAUCAUGCGAGUGGCGGGUCUCGCUCCAGUGGAUCGGGUUCCGGGCCUGGAGAACUUCGAUGUCACCAAAAUCGUGAAUGGCCAUAUGGACUACCGUACCGCCAUUCCUCGGCUGUUGAAGGAGGUGGGCUGGGAAGUGCUGAGCGAAGAAUUUGCCGAAAUCGAGGAUCCCGAUCCCGAAAAUCAUGCCGAGCGGCAACGAGAAUUGAUUCGGGAGAUCGAUGAGGCGCGACGGGAGGCAGAGCUCAAGCCGGAGAAGAAGCGAUUCGGGCUGUUCAAACGCGGGAAAUUGGCACAGAAGAAAGGCUGGGAAACAUAUGACGUGGAACGCAACAAUGCCAUGCCCCGGAGUCCCAAUGAGAAUGCUGCCGGGUCGGUCCUGUUCGAUAUCGACGCCAUCAGAGCCGAAUUGGCCUCGGAGAACCUCGAAGUCAGGCAGCUUGAAUCGACGCUCCCCCCGAUGAAAUUAGAUUUGAGUUCUCCAGCGAGCCCUUCUCCUUCUGCACCACCUUCAACGGUCAAAGAACUGAAGAGCGCCGAAGUGCCAGCGCCUCCGGCCCGGACGCCGCCGACUUACAGUCCCUCUCGGGAUGUCUAUGCUCCUACGCACCAUGAGGAGGAACUAGAGAUGACCUUUGACACGUCCUUUCACGAUACCCCACCACGCUCUCAUUCUUCUUUCGAGCCUGCCGCCUCUUACGAAGCCCCCCCGUCGAGGCCGGAGCUUCGGUCUUCCGUCACGAUGCCGGCCCUCGGGGCCAGCACGCUUGGAGCUAUAGCUCUGGAGCCUAAUGCAUGGGCCGAGCAUGAAGAGGAGGAAAUCCAGAUGACGUUUGAGUGA
This is a messenger RNA of Aspergillus sclerotioniger CBS 115572, 3471 nucleotides long. Its product is annotated as TMCO4 family protein. NCBI's taxonomy places the organism in Eukaryota, Fungi, Ascomycota, Eurotiomycetes, Eurotiales, Aspergillaceae. The transcript has 2 exons. The record is from RefSeq and is a predicted model, not a curated record. Bases 1 to 3471 code for a protein of 1156 amino acids.